AUGAAGGAGCUGGAGCGGACGUGGAACUCAAAAUUCAACUAUCCUUGGACAUUUUUCAACGACAAGCCAUUUACAGCGGAGUUUAAAAGGAGGACGCAGGCAGAAACGAAAGCGAAGUGCAAUUAUGAAAUCGUACCAAAAGAACACUGGGACGUUCCAUCUUGGAUUGAUAUGGACAAAUACCGAACCGCCUCAAAGGCUAUGGAAGCAAACGGCAUACAAUAUAGCACUGUGCUUUCCUACCACAAGAUGUGCCGAUGGAAUAGCGGGAUGUUUUAUAAACAUCCUGCCCUAGCGGAUAUGCAAUACUACUGGCGUGUUGAGCCCAAGGUUCGCUUUUUCUGUGACGUGGACUAUGAUGUAUUCCGAUACAUGCAAGACCGGAACAAAACCUAUGGCUUUACAAUCAACUUGUAUGAUGCACCAGAGACUAUGCCGGGGCUGUGGCCUGAAACUCUGAAGUUUCUAGAAAAGCACCCGGAAUACGUAAACAAGAAUAACGCCAUGGACUGGUUGACGGACAACAAGCAAAGACCUGAACAUACCAAGAAAGCAAACGGAUAUUCAACUUGCCACUUCUGGUCAAACUUUGAGAUAGGCGAUCUAUCUUUUUGGCGAAGCAAGGAAUAUGAAGACUACUUCAAUCAUCUUGACAAGGCCGGAGGAUUCUUCUAUGAGCGGUGGGGAGAUGCCCCUGUUCAUUCGAUUGGACUGGGGCUAUUUGCGGAUAAAAGCAAAAUUCAUUGGUAA
Messenger RNA from Trichophyton benhamiae CBS 112371, 750 nucleotides. RefSeq lists its product as uncharacterized. NCBI's taxonomy places the organism in Eukaryota, Fungi, Ascomycota, Eurotiomycetes, Onygenales, Arthrodermataceae. The transcript has 2 exons. The record is from RefSeq and is a predicted model, not a curated record. Gene Ontology annotation, molecular function: alpha-1,2-mannosyltransferase activity. Gene Ontology annotation, biological process: cell wall mannoprotein biosynthetic process; protein N-linked glycosylation; protein O-linked glycosylation. Gene Ontology annotation, cellular component: membrane; Golgi apparatus. The coding region runs from base 1 to 750 and encodes 249 amino acids.